AUGUCGGGAUCUGAGACAGGAGGAGUGAUCACUAGCAGAGAGCCGUUCACCGUCGGCGCUUUUCAGAAGACUUCGCCACCAGCACCGUCUCAGCCGGUGGUACAGAACAUGCGUUUGGCGUACAGCGGCGAGGGAACAGCCGUCUACAAACCCUUCUCUGGCUCAUCCCCUCCGUUCCAGCCCACCAGUGCCUCUGUUGAAGCUCCGGCCGGAGGCCUCAUCUUGCCACAUAGCCUAAACAUGAAUACGAGCGACUCUAUUAAGCGUAAGAGAGGGAGACCCAGGAAGUACGGGGCUGAUGGCACCAUGGCACUGGCUCUCACACCUCCAGCCGUCACGGUUAAUACAUCCGGCGGCUCUUUCUCUCCCCCACCGGGGCCUCCCGCUGCCGCUGGUCCUCCUUCGGGAGGAUUGGCCUCGCCGAAUUCAUUGAAGAAGGGCAGAGGCAGACCACGGGGUUCAAGCAAGAAGCAACAAUUGGAAGCCCUCGGAUCAGCGGGCAUUGGAUUUACACCGCAUGUUAUCACCGUCAAAGCUGGAGAGGUUUCUUUUUGGCAUUUCUAUUUUCCUUGA
This is a messenger RNA of Ilex paraguariensis (yerba mate), 573 nucleotides long. Lineage: Eukaryota; Viridiplantae; Streptophyta; Magnoliopsida; Aquifoliales; Aquifoliaceae. The record is from the annotation of a GenBank genome assembly.